UCGCCCGGCUGCCCCCGGGGCGGCGUGCGCGGGGCGGGGGGACACACGGCGGCUCCCGCGGCGGCUCCCGAUGGCUCGUCCGCGGCCCCGAGAAUACAAGGCUGGAGACCUGGUGUUCGCCAAAAUGAAGGGGUACCCGCACUGGCCGGCCCGGAUUGAUGAACUUCCUGAAGGAGCCGUGAAGCCUCCAGCAAAUAAAUACCCCAUCUUCUUUUUUGGGACUCACGAAACUGCGUUCCUGGGGCCCAAAGACCUUUUCCCGUAUAAAGAAUAUAAAGAUAAGUUUGGGAAAUCGAACAAGCGAAAAGGAUUUAAUGAAGGCCUGUGGGAAAUAGAAAACAACCCUGGAGUAAAGUUUACUGGAUAUCAGGCAAUUCAGCAACAGAGCUCAUCAGAAACUGAAGGAGAAGGAGGAAAUACAGCAGAUGCCAGCAGUGAGGAGGAAGGUGAUCGGGUAGAAGAGGAUGGAAAAGGAAAAAGAAAGAAUGAAAAAGCCGGCUCAAAACGGAAAAAAUCCUACACUUCAAAGAAAUCCUCCAAGCAGUCACGGAAAUCUCCUGGAGAUGAAGAUGAUAAGGACUGCAAAGAGGAAGAAAAUAAGAGCAGCUCUGAUGCUGGGGACGCAGGCAAUGACACAAGAAACACUUCUUCAGAUUUGCAGAAAACCAGUGAAGGGACUUAACCAACAUAAUGACUGCUGAAUAUUAAGGGAAAACACAAGAAGGUUACAUGUUUGGUUGUCUAAUAUUCUUGGAUUUGAUAUGAGUCACCACAUCUGUUCAUUAGUACCAUCAACAGCAUCCCAGUUUGUAUGCACAUUAUUCACAUUCCUAUCUGUUGUGUUUGCAGAAAUGACAUUUUUACCCUUUUUUCUAAGGGUUACUUUUUGAUUUUCAUAUUGUUUGGUUGCAUGAAGUUGCCCUUUUCCAGUGGCUGAGGUUUAUGAAGAUAUCGCAUACUUGAACAUGUUUUAGAUUCCUUUUCUAGACAGAAAAGGCAUAACUCCAAAUUAUGUCAUUCUAAAUCAGCAUUUUUUAAACACAGCUAAAUCUUAGAAAUAAAUCCCUGCCAUACAAUGCUACAAUAAUCUGCCACAUACAAACAUAAUUUUAAAUUUUCCUAUAUCCAUUCUCUCCUGGGUUUUGAUCAGUUUACAACAUAAAAGAAAAAUUCUUCUUCAGUUUAAAUCACCGCCAAGUUCAAUAAUGUAAUAAAAUACCUUUCCUUAUUAGAAGUACCUAGCUAGUUAUACUCUUAAUACUUCUCCAAACCAUGAUGUAAUGUACACUAUCUGACUUAGUUCCUAUAUGUGGAGUUAGUGAAAGUCUUUUUGUGUUUCUUUAGAUUAAUACGAGGAUUUUUCCAAUGCCAACACAAUUUGAAAUCAUUCAUUUGGAGGCUUUCCAUUUUUAAGCUUACUGUGAUAUACAGCCCUAUGGGAAACCAAAACAAAACAUCAGUUUUAAAUAAUGAAAGGCUUAAAAAAGGAUGCUGUCAUUCUGGCUUUUUUUUUCCUUUUGGAAAUAGAACUAGACUAGUAAGUAAGCAUUCCAAAUCCAUUACUCUGUGUACAUUAUUGUUGCUAUUGUGAUAAUAGAGAUUUUUAUUUAUUUUUAUGCCAGCUUUUAUUGUGAAAACAUAUUUAGUCUGGUUUUAUCAAUCCUUGUUAUGCUUGUCCUUGGAACAUCUUUUGCGUAUUCAAGGUUUGUAGUUGAUGAGUUUACUGUAAAAAACUAAAAAAAAAAAAAAAAACCCGCAAGGAAAAAAAAAAAACCACCAAAACAAAACAAAAAGGAAACAAAAAAAUUGUAUUGUUUUUACAGAAUAAAUUUAUUGGAAUGUGUAUUGGGAGUAAGGUUUGAGGUUGUAAGCAACUAAGUUAGCGUCAUAUUUGGCUUCAUACGUGUAAUAAUGUGAGGUAUUAAUGUAAGUCAAGUAUUAAAGCAAAACAUUCUGUUAACAUGAGUUGACCAUAAUAGAUACAAGUGCAGGUGAGAUCUUUAUUUUUUCUGUACUUUGCCUUUUCUGGAUAACAGGAGGUCAUUAAAUUCAUCUUGAAUGUAUUCAAAGUUUCUUUAAACACAUCAGAAGUAACAUCAGAGGCUCAAAUACCUGUUUGUGAGCCAGCCCGGCAGCGCUGCGUUUGUUUCCCUGGGAAGAGGCACUGGGAUGGAGCGAUCCCAGAGCCUGAGGAGCUGCACCAGGGGUGCUGGGUGCCAACAAGCACUGCCUGAGGUGCACUGUGGUUGUUUUGGACCUGCCCCUUUGGCUGGAGGUGUAAAACCUGGGGCCUCUCCUCGGACUGCUGCUGGGAACUGCACGGCAGUGUUCAGCAGGAGAAUGUUACAGCCUGAAUUUCUCAGUGCUCUGAAGGUCCCCUCGUGCAGAGUGCAACACACAGGCAUGUGAACUGCUUCCUUGUUACUGAUUAGGCUUAAAAAUAAAAUUCUUUCAAUCAAAACACCAAGAAGUCAACAUACCCAAAUAAAAGUGUUUCCAGUUAAAAUCUAUCAGCUAGUUUCAUCUGUGAGAAAGGCACUAGGUGUACUGCUUUUAAUAUAAAUACACAUAGAAGGCAUAGAAAUAGCUGUAAUUGCAAAUAGAAACAUAAGCUGCCCAAACCAAGGUCGCUGUGUUUGCUGCUGCUUGUUUCUGAGCCAGCAGCGUUAGCAAAAGUAGCUGCAGAGACACAGCCAAAACCCCUCCUCUCUGGAAAGGCACGAGCAGCCUGAGCCCAGUGCUCGCAAUCCUGAGCCCUCUGUGCCCGGCCCACAAGCCCUGGUGGGCACCUGCUCGGCUUCAAGCAGGUGAGCAGUGCUUGCAGGAGUGAAUCCUGAAGAGAAUUAACAAAGCUAUACGAUUCGCUUAUCGUAUAUGGAGUCUUACCGUAAGAGUUGAUUGCUUCUUAAAAGAUUUCUUGGGAUUUUUAACAAGGUUGACCCCACAAGACAUACUUUUUGACGAAUAAAACAUGUGCAUGUGACAGAGUUAUGUAUGUUAAUUUUUCAUGCUUCACAAUGCUGACCUUCGUGUUGUGCAGUAGCUCUGUGCAGGGACUGCUAGCACUGCUGUUCUUCAGCGUGCGGAGGCUAAACACUGACAUCAUUAUUAUUAUUUAACUUCAUGCAGUAUUUCUAAAACUGUCAAAGCAGCUUACUUAAAAAUAGCUGUGGGAACUGGCAAUCCACUGCCACGCAAAGUCACAAUGUUGAGAAGUGGUGCUAAAGGCAGUCGUCUUUAUUUUCCCCUUCUCAGGAGGAUAAACAAAGCAGGCCGUGCGACUACACAGUUGUGCGAUUUUACACAUCUUACACGCUUCGUUUGGGCUCCAUUUGAGCAGUUCAGUUACAUCCCAACCCAGUUAUGUACAUAGCCAAGGACAGGAGCUGGAAACAGUUCUGCUAUUCUGCUUUUUCUUCUUCUUUUGGUUUCAUAAAAAACUCGGGCUUGUUGACACACCUGUAAGCGAACAGCUGGGGAAGAAUCCCAUACAUUAUGUUCAAUAUCAGGAAAAACUCUUUUGCUUCUUCAGGGACUCUGUAGAUGUAAGGAGUUCGAGCAUGAAGAGAAGCACCAAUAUGGGAAAAUUGAGCCUGUGGUGUGUAUAUAACACAUAUAUUAAAAAAAGGUAAAGUUGAUGUAUAUUUUUGGAAAGAUGGCAUAAUCUGCAUGCAAAUCCGCAUCUCCAGUGACAUUUUCCAAGCCAGCCCUUAUUCUUAUUUCAGAAUUAUCAUACUUUUGCAGUGGUAUAAAAAUACAGUCUAAACUAAAAUCAUUAAUAUCUUGCUGUAUAAGGCAUAACUGGAACCGUUAUCAGUGGCACGGUAAGAGGUUUGUUUUAUGCAUAUGGUGGCACUGAUCAUUUCAUCAGGUACAGGAUUCUGCCCUGGCUUUCUGGGUCAUAAUUUGUCCUAGAGGGUCCAUGAUCCUUCCCCAGAAAAGUGGCCACAUCCCUGCAGAGCCCGGUCAGGGGGAGGGCUCUCACCACCUGCCUGCCAGGGUUGUUGGGAGUUAGGCAGCAGUGGGAGCAGCCAGACACUCACCCUGAGUAAAGUUAGAAAGGAAAGUCUUGGAACCUAUGUCAGUUCUGGUUUGGGUUUGGAUUUUUUAAUCUUAAACCCAGAUUCUGAUCCCAGAACUCCUGAUGAUUUCAGAAAACGUCUGCAAUAUUUGGGUUUCGGGCUGGGGCUGUUCUGAAGUAUAGACUGAGCAUACAAUGAAGGUUAUAGACACAGACAGGCUUGCUGGCCUGAAGCAUAUUUUUAGCAUAAACAAACAUUUAAAGAUAGAAGUGUCAGGAUCGUUGGUGUCUUUUGUUUCCAUCUGUUACCUGCUAUUUCAAGCCACAGCUCAUUCACAUUAACUAUUUUGUGGCCAAUUUUUUUGUUACUAUUUAGUUAGUUAGCAGUGGAGGAGAUCUGAGAAGAUAAACAUCAGUUUGAGCAUAAGGAGAGCACUGGGACACCAGGAUUUUAGGAAGACAGAGGAGUACACUGGCCAAAUCACAUCCUCUGUUCUGGUUUCAGCAGGAGUCAUUCUGGCCUCAAGAGGAACAUGGUUCUGGUCACAGCAAAGUAGAAGGGGAAAUAAAGUGCAGGUGUUUACAAUACACCACCCUAGCAAAAGGUUAGGCUGAGACCAUCCAUCAAAACAGAAACAGAAAUUGGUUUUCAGGUGAUUCCAACCACCUCAACUGAAUUGGGAGAGCUCGUUGAGCAAACCUGAGCCGGGAAACAAAGCAAUCAACGAAAUCAAAUACAAACACACUUCAGCAGAGUGCCACUUAGCAUGUUCCUGUAAAUAGCUAUUGCACAGCAAACAGAUGUUCAGGGGCACACUGUCAGCAGCCUUUUUACAUUGGCCUGGAUAAUUCACUCUGUCUCUUGCAGCCCAUUUGUUCUCACCUGCCUCAGGCAGGCCCUGCCUUUGGUACCUGGGUGGGCUUGCUCAAAUCCCUGCUGCUCUCCUGCGGUGGGAGCUCUCUCAGCACAGGCAGGCAGAGCAGCUCAGCAGCAAAGCCCUCACAGCACAGGGCAGCAGGCUCCUGGACAGAUGGACAGACAGCUGCCAGCAGGCUGCAGCCAGGAGAUUUGGGCUGUCUGAUGUUCCCCCAGACACUGAGAGCCUCUGGGUUGUGUUUUAGAGCUUUGUCUGGGGUGAAGAAGCUGCAAAGCUGCUACUUCUCUCUGGAGGAUUGUGAGGUCUGCCUGUCUGCAAGAGUGGCCAGCUGUGCAUCAGAGUAAGUUGACAGUAAAUUUCUCAUAAUUCAUAGUAAACCUUGUCAGAAGGAGCUGUAAGGGGAUGCUUCUGAGAGACCCAGAACUCCCAGAGUCUCCAAGAUGCCUGAGUAUCUAAGUCUUACUGUGUGGUCUUGUCUCUUACAGGAGUUGUGGCACAUUAGUGAGCAUUAAUUGUUGUAAAACCGUAAAGCAGUAACAUGAUGUCCUGUCUGUGGCCUACAAAGAUUUUUAGUAGUUAAUGAUGCACCAUGUAAUGAAAUUAUUGUUUAUUAGACUUGUUUUGCACUGUAACACAUGGCUUCUUCUUCCAUUACUGAGGAGGAUAUUUAGGUCUGUAAAGUACUUUUUUUUUUUUUUUUUUUUUUAAUUUAUUUGAUUUGCCUUCGUGACAAUUGUGUUAUGUCUUUAAUCUCCUGUGUUUCUCUUCUAUGACUGUUCUCUGCUGCUACUUCCUUUUUCUUUCCCCUCUUUUUUUUCCUGCUUGGAGCAGGGGAUAUGUCUUAAAAGCAGCUCUCUCACUCACCAGUAGCCCAGUCCUGUUCUUCCUUCAGUACCAGGCAGGCUGGCACCAAACCCCUAAUUCUGAGCUGUCAGUCCCUGCAGAGCUCUGUGCCUGCGUGCAGCAGGCUGGUGCUCAGUGAGAGAAACUCUGAGUUUGUUGUGUUACCUCGCUGUGAUUGGGGUCUCUCAGCAAAUAAGCCAUUCCUUGGUGCUUUCUGCUUCUGAUCCCCUCUACAAGUGGAGAAUUUUGAGGCUCCAAAAAAACCCCUGAGCCUUGGCUGAGAAAUCAACCAGAUGAGAUGCUGCAGGUCACCUUCUAAGGUAGCCUUACAUGCCCAACAUCAUCCAGCCUUUAUCACCCCCGAAGCCUUGGCUGCUCUGCUCCUCAGGCGUUCCUGCCGCGGUUGGAAGCUGCCCGGUGCUGGACGUGGCACUGCCCAGCUUGGCAACUGCAGUCUGUGCCUGCCUGCUUCUCACUGACCUGCUUGUCUGUGUGAAGCAGUCUGGAUUUGGACUUUUUACAGUACUUUUUGCCUUCUUGCCUAAUCGUAGGCAGUAUUUCAAGUAUUUUUUUACCCUGCGGUUAAGGACAGAGAAGGACCCAGAAAAAGAGAAAAAGGUUAGGAGUCCUUCUUCACUCUGUGCCUUCUCUCUAAGACUGACUAAAAUCAGGCAAAGACUAUCACUUUGGAAUGUCUCAUGAGCCUAACAAAGCCAUCAAAUAGAGGGAGAGUAACCUGGAAAGAAAAAUACAUUCCUUGGGUUUAGGGUCUGGUAGACAAGAAGCGCUGCAGAAAGUAGCCACCAAAAAUGGCUUGGUUAUGGAACACUAAGCAGGAGUAGAGGUAAACUUUCUACAUUUGAGAAAACAGAGAAAUGGGCUGCAGAGAGUGGGUGGGACAGAUUGAUUUUGACUAGCAAGGCUGUGGCUCUUCAUCCCUUCUCACAUAGCUCACUCAUGUAGGGAAAUACCAAUUUCAUGAAGUUCAGAGGCUGUUCCGACCCUUUUGUAUAAUCAAAGCUCCUGGUACUUCACUCAUAUGAAAUUCAAAGAGCUCCUCCUGAAGCUUCAGAAAGUCUAGUAAUUAUUGGAUCACAACUGGUUUUGGAGUCUGAAUGUUAGUAAUGGAGUCAUUCAAGCUGAGAGUUAUUUGUAAUUCUGAAAAUCAGUAAAUGUGUGUCUGUGUGAAAGGCUAGUAGGUACUUUGGAGGUUCUUAGUUUAGAUGCAUCACAUGGUAUUUUGUGACUUGUUUUUGUAAAAAGUACAUCAUAAUGAUAGAAAUAAAAACAAUUAAAAUCUCCAUGUU
Messenger RNA from Hirundo rustica (Barn swallow), 7049 nucleotides. RefSeq names its product HDGF like 3 (gene HDGFL3). The transcript is spliced from 6 exons. Bases 71 to 682 code for a protein of 203 amino acids. The record is from RefSeq and is a predicted model, not a curated record. Lineage: Eukaryota; Metazoa; Chordata; Aves; Passeriformes; Hirundinidae. Gene Ontology annotation, molecular function: transcription coregulator activity; double-stranded DNA binding. Gene Ontology annotation, biological process: regulation of transcription by RNA polymerase II. Gene Ontology annotation, cellular component: nucleus.